Amaranthus tricolor (Joseph's coat) is the source of this 864-nucleotide messenger RNA. Its product is annotated as peptide-N4-(N-acetyl-beta-glucosaminyl)asparagine amidase A-like. Gene Ontology annotation, cellular component: vacuole. Lineage: Eukaryota; Viridiplantae; Streptophyta; Magnoliopsida; Caryophyllales; Amaranthaceae. The transcript has 6 exons. The coding region runs from base 1 to 864 and encodes 287 amino acids. The record is from RefSeq and is a predicted model, not a curated record.
AUGGGACAUUCCCAGCAGAGGUGUAAUCCUCACUUUCCAGCCUGCAUCAUCGCAGGAUCGUUAAGAUCAAAGGAGAAGGAGAAACACAAUGAUGUUCCAAAGGUAGGACCCACAAAAACCACUGACCGUCAGUAUGAUCGCAUAUUUGGGAUUUGGGUUGAAGGGGUUGAACUUCUUCGUAGUUGUACUGCUGAGCCUACUGAUUCUGGAAUCUUCUGGAAUGUUCGUAAGGAUGUAACUAAAUAUUCAUCUCUUCUUAUGAAAUCUAAUUUAAAUCUUUCAGUUUAUAUGGCAAAUAUUGUUGAUAAAACUUAUACUGAUUUAAUACUAUCCAUUUUUAGAAAUUUGCCAUUAAAUGAUGGGUUAUGGUUUAAAAUUCAAAAUUCUACUGAUUUUCAAAUGAAGGAAUUGGUAAUCCCUAGGAAUGUUUAUAGAGCUGUAUUAGAAAUUUAUGUUUCAUUUCAUGAAAAUGAUGAAUUUUGGUAUACAAAUCUUGAUAAUGAUUAUUUAAUGGCUAAUAAUUUGAGUUUUCCUGGAAAUGUUUCUUUUAGGGAGGUUUUAGUAAAGUUAGAUGAUGAUUUAGUAGGAGCUGUUUGGCCAUUUACUGUGAUUUUUACUGUUGGAAUUAAUCCCCUUUUUUGGAGACCAAUUAGUGCCAUUGAAUCAUUUGAUUUAUCCUCUUAUGACAUCGAAAUUACUCCGUUUUUGGGUAAAUUGUUGGAUGGAAACCCACAUAGAUUCAGAAAUGAAAAGGUUUCAGUUUGUGCUGAUUCCUUUGGUCUUGAUUUGGAGUUUCAUCCAACUUUGAACUUUGGGUACGAGAGGAUGGAAUUUAAGUUCUCAUGUUUCUCAUCGAAUACCUGA